Messenger RNA from Trametes versicolor FP-101664 SS1, 3106 nucleotides. Its product is annotated as Metallo-dependent phosphatase. Gene Ontology annotation, biological process: nucleotide catabolic process. Gene Ontology annotation, molecular function: hydrolase activity. The transcript has 14 exons. NCBI's taxonomy places the organism in Eukaryota, Fungi, Basidiomycota, Agaricomycetes, Polyporales, Polyporaceae. The record is from RefSeq and is a predicted model, not a curated record. Bases 71 to 2341 code for a protein of 756 amino acids.
AUCUUCCUCUCUUACCAGCCUGAUUCUCUAGCACUGGCGACUACGGCUGCCUGCGAGAACUGAAAGAUCCAUGGCGACCCUCAACUUCCUGCACUUCAACGAUGUCUACCGGGUCCAGCCAUUCAAGCUGCAGCCCAAGUCCCCGGAGACUAUAGACGUCACGCAGUGGACAUCGAUGCUGGAUGAGAUUCGCGACCAAUGGCCGUUGAGGCCUGACGGGAAGAGAGAUGGCCUGGUGCUCUUCUCCGGGGACGUCUUUAGCCCCUCUGUUGAGAGCUCAGUUACAAGAGGAAGCCAUAUGGUCCCGGUCAUGAACGCCAUCGGACCAGACAUCUCGCUUACAGGAAAUCAUGACUUCGACUUCGGCUACCCGCAUCUCUCCAAGCUCAUACAAGACACGAACUAUCCAUGGAUUCUCAGCAACAUCAUCGACAGCGAGACGUCCCGCGUUCCAGAACACCUACUUGAGUUCUACGUCUUCGAGCGCUCGGACGUUCGCAUUGGCGUUAUUGGCUUGGUCGAAAAAGAAUGGAUAGCAACAGUCUCGACAUGGCCGUCAAAUUUCAAGUACAAGGAUAUGGCGGAGGUCGCCAUAGACUUGUCGAGACGUUUGCGAGACCCUGAAGGUGAACACAAAUGCGAUUUUAUCAUCGCACUCACCCAUGCUAGGGUACCAAACGACAUCAAACUCGCCAAGAGCAUUAACGCAUUGUCUCCCUCCGCCCAAGAGAGCCAGUCCAUAGAGAACAUCCAUGGCGCAGACAUAAUAUUCGGCGGUCACGAUCAUCUGUACUACGUCUCGCGGGGCGUCACCUCCUGGGAAGGCUAUGACCUGGAUCAAGAAGUAUUAGGCGGAGAGGAAGACCACGGAGAUGUCCUUGUCGUCAAGAGCGGCACGGACUUCAGAGAUCUUAGUGAGAUUGCUUUGGAACUCGCAGACACGCCCGAAGGUAGCAUUAGGAGGAAGGUGAUCAAAACCAUCAGAGGAAAGCACCACGAAACCAAGCCUGGGUCAAAAAAGAGCGAACGAGUCGCGAAGCUGCUGGAGGACCUCUUGUCUUCCGUUUCUUCUGCGCUCAAGGCACCGGUAUGUAAAACAGACGUCGAGCUCGAUGUUCGCUCCUCUAUCAUCCGUGUACAAGAGACGGUAGCAGCAAAUUGGUUCGCAGACGUUCUACGACACGCAUACGACGAUGCCCUCUGUCUGCAGACCGGCGGCGGCUCGGACGGCGUCUUCAUCUGUGCGGGUACCCUCCGUGGCGAUUCGAUUUACGGCCCUGGUGUUGUCACCCUUGGCGAUAUUCUGGAGAUCUUGCCCUUCGAGGACCCUAUCGUAGUACUUGAGCUUGACGGCGAAGCCAUCUGGGCCGCGCUUGAAGCCUCCUUGGAGACGUGGCCGGCACAAGAAGGACGGUUCCCCGUCAUUUCGGGGUUCCGCGUUUCGUGGGACUCCCGUCGCCCCGCAGGCCAGCGCGUCCUCGGCGUAUGGCUACUGCAAGAACCCUCAGGCGGCAGUACGAACACGACCCCUUCGCACAGCGGUACCGCAUCUCCCAUAAUGUCGCAAAGUAACUCUGCAGCGUCAUCGAAGACCAGCCUCCUGCAGUCCGCAACGAGCGCCAUGGCUCAGUCCUCCGCGACGCUCGUCGACGGGGACCCCAUACCGCGCGUCAAGGGCGGGCGGAAGUACAGCAUCGUCACGCGAGAGUACAUGGCACAGGGCCAUGACGGCUUCCUGCCGCUCAAGGGAGCCAAAUACCUCGUUGACGACGAGAGCGGACAGCUGAUGAGCGCUAUCGUGCGCAAGUACCUUCUCGGGUGUCGGUUCGUCAACCGGCUAUCGCGCAUGGCAAGUAUGCACCACGUCAACCUCCUCGACCCUGAGACUACCAAUCUCGUCUCGCGUGAAAAGGCACGCCAGGCGCACACCAGCGCCACGCACCGCUCACGCUCGAAAUCCCGCGACCGCUUGUCAGCCAUCCGAUCGCUGAGCCCGGUCAAGAAGGACAAGGGCAACACCACGCCGCGUGCGGCGAGUCCUGUGCAGCGCGCAAAGAGCCCCGCGGGGCGUAUCGGGGACAUGUGGCGGCGCGUCGCGGGGAUCGCGCUGCGCUGGUCGCGCGGACACUAUCGCGACCACCUGCGGGUGACGGGGCGCGAGCAUAUGAGCGACGUCGACUGCUUUGACGGUGACCGGAUGCGCAAGGGGGAAUUUGGGGGCGACCAGACGAAGCAGCAGGAGAAGGGACAAGGGGCCGAGGAGCUGAGCGGGGCGGAGGAGGAUUUGGUCACCAUUCACCCAGUUGUGGAUGGAAGAUUGAAAGACGAAGGUAGGAAAUGAAUAUACGUAUGACGCAUGAACGGAAGAAGUUGGAGUAGUUUGUAUGUCGGAAUGUGAUAUCGCGCUAAUUUUGUCUGAAUGGCGAGGUGGGCAUGAUACAUAUACAGCUGUUUGGUAUUACACAGAGACGGCGGGGCGUAAGUGAGGCAGGUAGGGAGUGUAAGGCCUUCGCGAGAAAGUCAAUGCGAAUCGCGCGUCGCUUCCCCGUUAAUGAGGGGUUACUGGUGGGAUUUCCGGUACAGGGACGGUUGGUGCAGGAUCACCGGUAACUGCGCGGGCGUAGUGCGAGACAAGUCCUACAGCAGACCCGAUACCCGCUCCACCAAGAAUCAAAUUUAGACUCGACGCUCGUUUCCAGAAGAGGGCAGGUGUGAUGACUGCGAAGAGAAUACCUCCGAUGGUUGAAUGGUCAUCUGCUCGAAUGGAUGAGGUGUUGUAUGCCGCGUGCAACCUGCGGAUUCUGACCUUCUCUCCGUUAGAAUACGCUGAGCGAACGUACUCGAAAGCUCCUCCACCAAGGACGCCAGCUGAGCCUCCUAUCCAGGUAGCGCGUAAUAGGCGAUUCACAGAUAUGUGCGAGCGACCAUAACGAGUGAGCGCGAAGACGGUGUACGCGGGAGGAGUGAGCAGAGAUAGCAGCUGGUAGCCCUUGGUCAUGCCCCUCCGCACGAAGAACUCGACAUCCGCAUCAUGCGCUUGAGGCGUCGCGGCAACGGCGAAGUUGUCCGACAUAUCCGUGGUUUGCAAGGUGGUGGUCGAGAGCGU